Scophthalmus maximus (turbot) is the source of this 5520-nucleotide messenger RNA. It is a transcript of the gene chsy3, whose product is annotated as chondroitin sulfate synthase 3. The record is from RefSeq and is a predicted model, not a curated record. Gene Ontology annotation, cellular component: Golgi cisterna membrane. Gene Ontology annotation, molecular function: glucuronosyl-N-acetylgalactosaminyl-proteoglycan 4-beta-N-acetylgalactosaminyltransferase activity. Bases 608 to 3385 code for a protein of 925 amino acids. The transcript has 3 exons. NCBI's taxonomy places the organism in Eukaryota, Metazoa, Chordata, Actinopteri, Pleuronectiformes, Scophthalmidae.
CUGCAGCGGCCACGGGUUCGACUCUGACCUCUGCCCUUUGCGGCGUGUCGCCCCCCACUCUCUCCUCCUUCACACUGCACACUGUCCUGUCAUUAAAGGGUUCAAACAAUAUCUUCUAAAUUCUAAAAAUAAAAUAAAUAAUUAAAAACAGGAUUAAAAAAUGUUCCUUCACACACUCGGGGAGAAGCAGCCGGUGAUGGACGUGAUGGAGGAGGAGGAGAGGACGUGGCACUGUGGACGCUGUGGGGUGACUCGCUCCAGAAGAUGGCAGUAGUGCAUCGUGAAGGGUGCAAGCUGCCCUGAAAAGCCAGAGAAGAAAAGGGAACGCUGCGAAGUUGGCACAGACACCAGUCCGUGUGAAUGUCGAGACGACGUGUGACGGGACGAGCCGGUGGCGAUGAUCGAACCGUCCGGACGUGGAGCCUGUCCCGGGGGAGGGGACAGUGAGACCGGUUCACAUGGGACAGUCGAGCCCUGAGGACGGGACCGGACACCGUGUGGUUCGAGCCCAGUGGCGAGCCUCCUCCCGCCGCACCGACAACACGUCAGCACCUCCGGACAACGGCGGCAUUCAUGUGUCCACCGGCUCUGGUCCAGGGAAACCGCGAUGGCUCUGAGACCGAGGAGGCCGUGGGCCACCGUGAUCCUCGGCGUCUUCCUCGGAUUCACCGCGUCCUCGUGGCUCAUCGUGCCGCAGGUCCUGGAGAGCCGAGGGAGACGCUCCCCCGCGUGUUACCACGGUAACGCUCCCGACAUCCUCGCGCGCAUCGCGGGCGGCACAGCCCGGGACGGCCCGAAGCGGAGUCGGGGGGGUGACGUCAUAUUCAACCAUGGAAACAGUAGCGGAGCCAACGGGGGGAGGGACACCGGGGGGGGAGACACCGGGGGGAGGGACACCGGGGGUAGAGACACCGGGGGAAGAGACACCGGGGGGAGAGACACCGGGGGAAGAGACACCGGGGGGAGGGACACCGGGGGUAGAGACACCGGGGGGAGGGACACCGGGGGGAGAGACACCGGGGGAAGAGACACCGGGGGGAGGGACACCGGGGGGAGAGACACCGGGGGUAGAGACACCGGGGGGAGAGACACCGGGGGGAGGGACACCGGGGGUAGAGACACCGGGGGGAGAGACACCGGGGGGAGGGACACCGGGGGAAGAGACACCGGGGGUAGAGACACCGGGGGUAGAGACACCGGGGGAAGAGACACCGGGGGGAGGGACACCGGGAGACCGACGCGUUUCCUCUACGUCGGCGUGAUGACGGCCAAGAAAUAUCUGCGCUCCCGCGCCGUCGCCGCGUACAAGACCUGGGCCGGUUCCAUCCCGGGGAGGGUGGAGUUCUUCUCCAGCGCCGGGUCCGGCGCGGUCCCCCUGGCCGCCCCGGUGCCGGUGGUGUCUCUGGCCGGUGUGGACGACUCGUACCCGCCGCAGAAGAAGUCGUUCAUGAUGCUGAAGUACAUCCACGACCACUACCUGCACCAGUACGAGUGGUUCAUGCGCGCAGACGACGACGUCUAUAUAAGAGGUGAGAAGCUGGAGUUGUUCUUGCGCUCACUGAACAGCAGCAAGCCCCUCUACCUGGGCCAGACGGGCCUGGGCACGGCGGAGGAGCUGGGCAGGUUGGCCCUCGAGCCAGGAGAGAACUUCUGCAUGGGGGGCCCCGGGAUGAUCUUCAGUCGAGAAGUGCUGCGCCGGAUGGUCCCGCACAUCAGCACCUGUCUGAGGGAGAUGUACACCACCCACGAGGAUGUGGAGGUGGGCCGCUGUGUGCGUCGCUUCGGAGGAACACAGUGUGUGUGGUCUUAUGAGAUGCAGCAGCUCUUCUAUGAGAACUAUGAACACAACAAGAAAGGUUUCAUUGAAGAACUUCACAGUAGCAAGAUCCACAAUGCCAUCACACUCCACCCCAACAAGAAGCCGGCCUACCAGUACCGGCUGCACAGCUUCAUGCUGAGCCGUGAGAUCUCCAGGCUCCGUUACCGCACCGUCCUGCUGCACCGUGACGGCCUGGUCAUGAGUUACCUCGGUGACACAGAGGUUCUGUGGGAGGACCUGCAGCUGGGCUCCCCGCCUUCCUACAUGCGUUAUCGGCCCAAUGAGAGAAAUGAUGUCAUUGAGUGGGAUUUCCUGACGGGCCGUCACAUAUUUUCUGCGGUUGAGAACAAGACAGUGCGACAAAGCCUUGGGAACUUGCUUUGGACUGCACUCGAAGACAUUAUACUGCAGGUCAUGGGAAUGAUUAAUAAGAAUUCAAAAACACGUGGCCGUAUGAUUGAUUUUAAGGAGAUUCAGUAUGGCUACUACAGAGUUGAUCCGAUGCACGGGGCUGAAUACGUCUUGGACUUACUGCUUCUCUACAAGAAACAUAAGGGACGUAAGAUCACCGUGCCUGUGAGGCGGCAUGCUUACCUCCAGCAGCCCUUCAGCCGACCCUACUUUUCUGAAUCUGAAGAAUUAGAUGUGGUCGAACUUGUGGCUGCCAUCAACUCUGAAUCCCAGUCUCUGUCUUUCCUGUCCAACUCCCUGAAGUUCCUGGCACCGUUCCAGUUCUACGAAUCGACCAGAGAAAUGUGGAAGCAAAGCCAGAGGAAGGUCAAUAUCGUCGUCCCAUUGUCCGGUCGAUACGACACCUUUGUCCACUUCAUGGAGAACUUUGAGAAAGUCUGCUUGGUGGCCAAACAAAAUGUUAGGCUGUCUCUUGUUCUUGUGGACAGUGAGAGCAACCAGAGCAGUGGGAAACAUAUUCAGUUAAUCAAAGCUUACCGUAAGAAGUAUCCCACCGCUGACCUUUCUGUAAUCCCAAUGACAGGCAACUUCUCGCGAGGCCUGGGUCUGGAGCUGGCCUCCUCGAAGCUUGAUAACAACACAUUACUGUUCUUCUGUGAUGUUGAUCUCAUCUUUACUGGUGAGGCCCUGCAGCACUGCAGAGACAACGCUGUCCAGGGAAGACAGGUCUAUUUCCCUGUUGUCUUCAGUCAGUACAACCCCAGGAUGGUGUAUGCUGAGAAGACCCUGAGAGAAAACAAUUUAGUGCUCACCAAGAAAAGUGGUUUCUGGCGAGAUUAUGGCUUUGGAAUCACAUGCGUUUUCAAGAGUGAUCUUCUGAGAGCUGGAGGUUUCAACACUUCAAUCCAAGGCUGGGGAUUGGAAGAUGUGGACCUGUUCACAAAAGUUAUUCAUUCUGGUUUAAAGGUGAUGCGCAGUCAGGAACCAGGAAUUGUCCACAUUUAUCAUCCUGUCCACUGCAACACAAGCCUGGAGCAGAGACAAUACAAAAUGUGCCUUGGGUCAAGAGCGAGUACAUUUGCGUCGACAAUGCAGUUAGCAGAGCUGUGGCUGGAGAAACAUGUAGACACGGGGUAUAACAGAACUUCAUCCUGACAUUCAAGACCUCCCCGGUCCUCACACUGUGUGUGUUGUAAUGUGACUGUGGGUGACGUGUCAAAACAGAUGGACCAAACCAUUUCAAACCCUGCAGGUCGACCCACUGACACAUGGAUCCAGAGGAAAUGGUCCAAGAACAGAACAGAGUCCAAGACACAGAUAUCUGUUACCUUCUCCAGUCCCGGACCAGUUGGGGAAACCACAGACACAUAGAGGUUGCCUGUUGGCUGUUACAUCGGACAUUGAACAAUUGACUUCAGUAUCACAGAUUUAUUAUUCACAAAUCUGGAGUCUUGUGACCUUUACUGCAGUUACUUACCAGAGGUUUCGCUUAAUGUUAAUUCUAAAUACGGUUGGCUGGUGUCAAAUGAUAUAUAACAGGAAAUGCAAUCAAAAGAAAAAUACUAAUAUUACAGUAUAUUCAAAUCUUUAGUAGUGUAAAGGUGUCACACAAAGUCCUACCUUACUGUGUUGCAGGAUACAGCAGUAUCCCCAUGUGCAUGCGUGCGUGCGUGCGUGCGUUGGCCAUUACGGGUUGAAUUAGUUUCCAUUAAUGCCAAACAAUUCAUCAGGUUCCUCUCUGAGUCGUGAGGUUCAGUUUCAGUCAUCGAACUGUAGAGGAAAGGUAGGACACUUUGUACAAGGUGCACAAUAUUUAUUGCGAUGUAAGCAUUUGCUUAAAUCUGUGUAAAUUGAUUUUCAAACUUGUCUAAAUUUCUGUUUUGACACAAGCCCACUUUCUUGUUGACAGGUGGAGCAGUGCCAGGGAAGUGAAGAUGGGCUUUAGUCAUUUGUUGGUCUAAAGACAUUUAGACAUCCAGGUUAAAACUGGGAUAACAUUGGUUGAAUUUUUCCCCCCAAUGUGUUUCAGUGUGUAUGUCCGCCUCGACACUGCUGUUGAAACAGUUGUAUAUAACCUAGAUGCCCCAAAAAAGACACUUUGUCAUCGGUGCUGACUGAAGCGUCACAUGAGAGACUGUAGUGCAACAUGUGACUCGCUGAGUUAUAGUUGUGAUCAAGAUCAACGCAGCAUGAGGGAUGUGUUUGAUGUGGGUGGGGCCUCUAAGUGACAGCCCCUUGACUCCACUGCUGUGUAAUAAAAGUAUAAAGGCUAGGAGUGACGUGAGUGACGCAUCACACCUGGACGGCUCCAAGUACAGGUGUGAGCGCACCAAGGCACCAACUGCCACAUUUAUUUAUUGUCAAGUGGGUAGAAUCUUAUUAUUAUAUUGACAACAGGCCCAUCUGUACAGUGAGACAGGUUCAAAACUUCAUCAUUUGGUCUGAGCAGAAAUAAUGUAAUUGAGCGGGAAGUGAGAUCCGAUCACAAGUGACCACAGGAGACCCAUUCAGGACGUUGUUUACUCUAGGACCGAUGUUAACACCAGGUGUGAACAGGUCCAAAGUGUUUAAGGUGAUCCUGAAGGCCACACGAAGGGGUGAGACACUACGAACUGAUGAUUAGGGUCUCUCCUCAUUCACGGUUCACAAGGUUAUUCACAAGAAGUGAUGGGUUGAGUUGUGUGAAGUAUGAAAUGAGAAAGACUGACAUAUGAGUUCAAACUACUUCCCAACAUCUGGCCUGUCCCCACAUAAAGUUGGUCGGACACAGGUCCAUGUGGUGGACUACAUCAUUCAGAUCCAGAUCCUCUGAUGGUCAAUCAAACUGUUCUUGUGUCAUUCAGCUCUACAGUAUCUUCUAACGGACAUAGUCAGACUAAACAAGGGAUAUUUUCUCAGCCAGGGCUUUUGCUUGACUUUUUACUGCUAUAGUUAUGAUGACGUUUACAGUUCGGCCUCAGGACCAUGUGUUAUCACCUGUAUGUGGUGCUCACUGCCUAUCACCAAAAGGAAUAAUCUCGGAAAUACUGUAAUAGCUGGAGCAAUCUGAAUUAAACUGGUUCCUCCUGGAGCGUAUUUCUGUCACCAUUCAAAAAGAAAAAUGCAAUCCUUUUCACAUCAUAGCAGGAUAUUUCUGUAUUUCUCUUGAAUCACUUCAUACCAAAUUAUUCAGCAUCAAAAUGAGAAACUGAGUUAUGACUAUGAUAUUUUUGUCAUGAGUGCAGCAGCUUUUGUCAGACCUCUGAGUUGCUGUACAUUCCUGUUUUAUCAGCAAUACAAACAAAAUAAAA